Aspergillus nomiae NRRL 13137 is the source of this 834-nucleotide messenger RNA. RefSeq names its product ER membrane complex subunit EMC3. The transcript is spliced from 5 exons. The annotation marks the transcript as partial. Gene Ontology annotation, cellular component: EMC complex; membrane. Lineage: Eukaryota; Fungi; Ascomycota; Eurotiomycetes; Eurotiales; Aspergillaceae. The record is from RefSeq and is a predicted model, not a curated record. Gene Ontology annotation, biological process: protein folding in endoplasmic reticulum.
UUGCUCUCAGUAUUGCUCAUCAUGGCCUUACAAGGGGUCGAGCAGACGAUCCUUCGGGAUCCAGCUUUAUUUUAUUGGAUCCUGUUCCCGAUUACCAUUGUUAUGGUAGAUACUCACAGGUAUCCUUCGUCACUAUGCUACGGUUUUGAUGAACACCCCCCUAAGCCUGCGUCUACUCUGGCCGAAUCCCGCGAGCGUCUCUCACUCCUGCGCGGUGUCAAUCUCCGCAACAAUGCCCCAGCUGUCCUCUCGAAAGAUGCAUUUGAAAUGCGCAAGAACUAUCUUGUCUCUGGGUACCAAAGCGGCGAGUUCCUGAAGGACCCGGCCAGCCGCGGUCAGCCCCCAGCAAAUCCGAUGACGGACCCUGCGGGCAUGGAAGCUAUGAUGGGUAUGAUGAAGGGAAACAUGAUGAUGAUGAUCCCGCAGACUCUUAUUAUGAGCUGGAUCAAUGCCUUCUUCUCCGGCUUCGUUAUCCUCAAACUGCCGUUCCCCCUCACCAUCCGGUUCAAGUCCAUGCUUCAGUCUGGUGUUAUGACUCGGGACUUGGACGUUAGGUGGGUAUCCAGUCUGUCAUGGUACUUCCUAAACUUGUUUGGUCUUCAGUCUGUAUUUGGAUUCAUCCUGGGUAGCGACAAUGCUGCGAACCACAUGUCCCAACAAAUGGCCACUAUGAACCCUGCCAUGGGGGCCAAUCCAUUCCAGCCUGGUCAAGAUCCCGACAAAUUGUAUCAAAGUGAAGCAGAGAACUUGGAAGUCAUGGAACAUUUUUGCAUUCUGGAUGGCAUUGAGGACAGAAUAUUGCACAACAUUGCUUCAAAGGAGGGCCUCGUUUGA